Messenger RNA from Pleurotus ostreatus (oyster mushroom), 1011 nucleotides. RefSeq lists its product as uncharacterized. The coding region runs from base 1 to 1011 and encodes 336 amino acids. The record is from RefSeq and is a predicted model, not a curated record. Lineage: Eukaryota; Fungi; Basidiomycota; Agaricomycetes; Agaricales; Pleurotaceae. The transcript has 6 exons.
AUGUCCAGGCAAUCGACUCCUGGUCUUGCCCCCUCCCAUCGCGCCCUUGCGAUUCUCAAGAAGCUGAGCUUGGUUGUAUUUGUGACAAGAAUGCUCAAAGGAGACGAGGACAAGGAGAGAAGAGAAAAGUAUCUAGGUUAUUACGAUACAUUUUGGAGCGGGCCCAAUGUCAGGAAAGAACUCGAGGCGUACGCGAAAGCAGACGAUGACUUCAGAUACGAGAUAUUACAAGGCUUCAUUCCUAAACCGCUGGUAGGGAAGGUUACUACGGGGUAUGGACCACCAUGGAAGCGCUCCGACACGUUUUUUACAGACUUUAAAGCCCAUUACCCCAGCGAACGUAUUUUGCAUGAGACGGACAAGUCACUCAUUAUCUGUAACCACGCUUCCCACGAUGUUCGGCUGUACAAAGAGGACAUUGACCCAACGGGGACCGAUAAGAGCCCCGCUGCGGGGAUGUCAUAUAUGCAUCUGCUGGUGAUUCCCGUUGCAAGAGUGUAUAACGCUGUUGCGUUAGAGGAUGGCGAUUGCAUCGAGGAGAUGAGGGAGCAUUUCAAGACGUUCUGGAGAGAGCCCGACUCCAAGGAGAAGAUCAUCGCCGCAAUCAAUGAGACGAUGGACCGCAGAUACAAGGAAAUUCUCACAGCGUACGACAAGGCUGAGGCCUCUGCAGAAACAUCCGAUGCUACGGAGGGCCACAACAACCCGUCAGAGGAGCGGCGGAAGCAUCUCGAAGAUGUGAUGGUCAAGUGCCGCCAAUAUGCUUCGCAGUGUGCGGAUUUGUUGAGGAAGAUGGACCAAGAAUAUUCCGACUAUAUGGGGUUCCACCCGCACCCAACUACUAGCGUUGGACAUCUACACAUGCACGUCCUCUUCAUGGACAGGCCUGAGUUUCGGACAAAUAGCACGAGUGCGCAUGACGGCAAGACUAUACCCGCUCGCGUGGUUCUCCGAGUCAUAAACGAGAAGAGGAAUGCAUCAGACAAAAAUCCUGAUACCAAAUCCCGCUGA